Molecule: messenger RNA, 3648 nt
Organism: Acaulospora colombiana
Lineage: Eukaryota; Fungi; Glomeromycota; Glomeromycetes; Diversisporales; Acaulosporaceae
Source: the annotation of a GenBank genome assembly
AUGACCGAAUACGAUGAUAUUUCGCCAGUGAUAAAUAACAACACCCCUUUUGAAAUAAAGUCGGGUGACGAAUGUUCACCCAAAAUAUUUGAAAAUUUCACGGGAUCCCUGACCCGUCUUGGCCAUUCCCUCCUGAGUUCCAGUUCAGUGAGGAGAGAGGAUGACGUUUAUCUCGAUAUCGAAAAAAUUCCUGUAGAAAAUAACAUUGAUAUCAUCUCGUGUUCGCCUGACAAUAAUUUUGUGGCGAGUUGGUGCAGGGAAGACGGCAUUUUGGCGGUUUGGCCAAUCACGAAGGACCGUGUUGGCAAGCAAUUGUCACCAAGCUUUGCGGUGAAAUCACCUUUCGACAAAACGAACGUGGACGGCUCAAAAAUCUAUAUUUCCGUGUCGGAAGAAGGGAAAUAUGUUUCAAUAUCACGGAUAAAAAUUCUCGAUGGUGGUGAGGAGGAGACGCCUAACAUGGAGAAAGUGGAGAGCGAAAGAAUGAAUGGGAAAUCAUUAGAUUUCAUAUCAUCAUCAUCGUUUGUGGUAUACUCCACUGCCAAUUCAUCACAGCCUCCACAUGACUCGAAAUUAAGCGAUCUAGAAAUAUCGGGACCAUUAAUAUUCGUGCCCCAUUCGCGAUUGGUCUGCUUUACGAGACACGAGAUGUACACAUUCUCCACCAAAUCAUGGAAAAUUAUUCACAGUCUUCGCAUUUCACAGUUGAUUCGCUCGACGCCUGGCUAUAAUCAUGAAAGAAAUCAAUUCCUGUUGGAUGUUUACGACAUCAUGGCGGAUAGCCUGAGGUACGGCUAUUUACUCUGGUCAGAAAGGGAUCGAGGAUUGAGCGUUUGGGAUUUGGAUGGAAUGUUGAAACAAUGGUUUUACGUUGAAUCCAAAAACGAUUCACCCAAAGAUUGUCUACAUGCCAUCUCGAAAGAUGGCAACUUGGUAGCUAGCGAGUGUCUACCCACUGAGGAUGGUCUUGUGAUCUCCACCAUGUUGGACCGAAAUCAUUCCAUAUGCUGGGGUCAGAUCCACAACGACGAUGAUGUCGAACUUUGUCGAUUUAAGUUCGAACCGUGGAGAUUUUGCGGGAGCUCCGAGGCAUUCAUAGCCUGGCUCGACGAAACGAGAUUUUUGAUGGCCGGGAGGGAUAGCGUACAAAUAUACCAGAUAAAACCCCGUGGAAACUUACUGAGAACAGAACUGCGGUACAUCUGGACGGUGCCGAUUGCACAAAAUUCGGAAAUUAAAUAUCUAUCGCUGGAAACGAUGCAACGCCAAGAUGAAUCAAAUUAUCUUUGUCUAAAAGUGCAAUUGAUGAAUCAACAUGAGAUAGGGAUUCCCCUCCCCGCGAAGGAUGAUGAUCUCGAUUGCAAGACUGUGUCGGACGCAUGCAUGGCGGUGCACUUUCUGAGAUUGCAGUUUGAUGAGGAGAGAGACUUCGAUCAAUUGGCGAUCAAGAGACAAUUACAGAAGCUAAUCGAAAAUGCGGUGGAUAAGUAUCCAUCUGCUUUCAGUAAAAUUUCCACUGGAAAUGGCGACAUCAUCUACCCGAUGGAAGAUUUCAUAUUGCUUUCGUGGGAUAAUAUAGUGAAGAACAUACUUGACUCCAAUCAGUAUAUUCCCCUCUUUCACAACGAGGAACAGUCCGAAAGUGCUUUGUCAUUACUAGUUGAGCUCCAAAAAUCCGAGUUAGUCGAACAAAUGAUCUCUUACAUCAUUAAGAAUGUGCGUCAGCGUUAUAAUCCGGCGCGCGCGAAGUUUGCAAAUUCCUCGGUGGAAAGUUCAAAGACACGGGUGCAACAACCCGGCUUUGCUUGGACGAUUGGAAAGGUGUUGCUGGAUUUAUACAAAUACUAUCCUGAUAAGGGUGCCAGAGUGUUAAAAGAGUGCAGCUACUUUACCACAUCUCUUGAGACACCAGUAAGAAUUCUAAAAACAAAUCUGGGAAGGACGUCCGUAUACGAGGAAAGAAGUUUUCUUCCAGAGUUAGCCGGUGUCACGAGAAAAGCUCAGUUGCCAAAAGAGACGUCGGGGGCUCACAGCAGGCGACGAAAAAUUAUGGAUUGGCUACGGGCUACCUUUUCGAGAACUCCCAAGGUCGGGAGCGACGAGGAUCCACAAAAAUCUCGAAACAACAAGAAGAUGACGGUGUAUAGUAGUUCGUCGUUCAUCGACAACAGCAGGAAAUAUCCGAUAAACAAGGAAAGUCACGUGUAUCGAAAGCAGCUUCGUAAAAAACGGUUGGACAACUUGCAGAAAACUCAUCCGGCAAAAUUGUGCGUGGUGCCGUUGCCAGAUUUUUGCGUUUACCCAUCCAUUCCCAAGGUUUAUGACGAUGCGACGUACUUUCAGCGGGUGAAGAGGUUUUGGAAUUUGUAUGUCACUCCGUCGCAGAUGAGUCCGUUCGCUGAUAUUGCCAUAAACGGACCGCCAGAAAUGUUCAGUGAGGUUGCCAUGGAGGCCAUCAUAAAGUUCAAGUGGGAAAAAUUUGCGAAAGCCUAUUUCCUAAACUCCUUCAUUCUAUACCUAAUAUACGCAACUCUUUUCUGUGUAACGGUCAGCAUCGACUACGACUUGGUGCCCAGCGUAUCGCAAAAAAUAGAAACCUGGAAGGAUGUCUUGUUCAUCAUUGUCACCAUCGUCGCCAUUUACCUGCUGCUUCAAGAAUUUCGUCAAAUGGUCGGCCGUUGGAAAAUUUAUUUCUCGAGCUUCUUCAAUUACAUCGAUCUUGCUUCAUACGGUCUACCGUUGGCUACGUGUUUAAUGGUAGUCGCCGCUAAAAGUGAACCACCAGAUUGGUUGAAAAGUUUUGCGGUGCUUAUGGUGUGGCUUAACGCUUUGUUAUUGUCGAGGGCUUUUGCGGGACCGGGCAAAUUCAUUGCAAUUCUGAUAGAGAUCGGGAAAAAGAUUACCCCGUUGAUAUUAACGUUGUCCAUUAUUGUCAUCGGUUUCUCAAAUGCACUAUUCGUUCUCCUGCGCAACACCGAUUCAAAUGAUAUUACACUUGGUUACAGCGGAUCGAUCACAAAUUCCUCAUCAGGCGAUGUAAUCGGAAGUCUAACCAUGCGACAAGACGUCAGAACAGACACCAACCAAUGGACAAGAUUUGAUGCGGCCCUGUUUGCCACCUAUAAAUUCCUGGGUAUAGGAUGGGAAGCUGUCACCACCGUCGAACCUACAUGGGCUCUCAGAGUUAUGAUGGUGUUAUUCAGUUUCGUGACCGUGAUUGUUAUAUUGAACGUUCUAAUCGGUCUCAUAACCGAAGUGUUUGUUGGCAGCCUUCAGGUGGGACGUCAAGCUUGGUUAAGGCAACGCGCGGAACUUAUAGCCGAGCUUGAAUUAUUUUUCAUUUCGCCCAGCAAGCGACUAAAAGCCAAUUGGUUUCCCCACCUCGUAUACUACGAAUCUCACCUCGACUCCAUAAAUAAAUGGCAACGUAAACUGUAUCAAGAGGAAAGAGGAGAUUUGGAUGUGGACUUUGUUAAGGGUGAACUAAAGACGGUCAGGGAUGACCUUCAGGCCGAAUUGAAAGAGUUGAAGGGAAUGGUGGGACACAUUAGGAUUGCGUUGGGAGUCGGAAAGAUACCCAGUGAGGGGGAUUCGGCUGGAGGAAGUAAAACCGGAAGUAACCGGAAUAGUGCCAUCUCGCUUCAAUGA